ACUUUUCCGAGCUUUUCUUGAAUGUAGCAAUAUUUUCCACCAGUGCCGACUCAUCAGAACUCGUCCAUCACUUCAUUAUAGGCUAAACAACCUCAUUUCACAAGCAACAAUGAAUGUCUCACAUGAAAUAAACUUGCUGGUGGAGGAGAUUCAACGUCUUGGCAGUAAAAAUGCCAGUGGUCAAACCAGCGUGAAGUUUGGAGACUUGUUUAAUGAUGACCGUUGUGCCAACAUCUUUGAGGCAUUGGUGGGCACCCUGAAGGCAGCCAAGAAGAAGAAGGUGAUUGACUUCCAGGGAGAGCUGCUUCUGCAGGGCGUCCAUGACAACGUUGACAUCAUCCUGCUGCAAGAGUGAGAUGCGUCUUUGGAUCAGACUGCCUUCUAGGAGCUGCAGGUCUGGCUGAAUCCUUUCAAAUACUCCUGCAGUGCAUCAGCCUGGCUCUGAGUAUUUUCUGCCAUCCUCUUUCAUUAGCAAAGCUGUGUAUACUGAAGCACACUAACCAAUCAGAUCAGACCUAACAGUACAGUUACAGGCAUAUCUGCAUAUGUUUGAUUUCAAUGUGCCAAAUUUUAUAACCGGUAUUGGUUUUCAUGAGCUUGGCAGGUUUUAGGUGGUCUUAAUCUAAAGCUCCUUUCACACUUACACUGCAGCCCAGAAGUCUUUUAGAUAUUUGCUGGUAGUGAUGCAUCAGUCAAACCAGACUUUUGUAAACUUAACCUUUCCUAAGUAUUAAGUCAACAAUUCUCUCCUGAGAAUUCACAGCAAGCAAAUAUGUUGAUAACAGUCACUUAACAAUCUUUUCUGCAGUCUUGUAUCUUCAUCACAGGAAAAAGUAAGGAGCUUUUUCAACUAUCCUGCGCAACACAGCCAGCCUCCUGGGACCUCUGCACAAAUACCAGUUGUGUGAAAACAGCUUUAGAUUAAAAUCACAAGGAAAUAUUUUUUUUCUUACAGACUGCCAUUUAAUCCACCACAGGUUUAAUUUUGAUGCUUUCAAGACUGCGCAUGCAUGAAUCAGGAAUGUAAUUUUUUAACACGUUGGAUUUUUUUUUAAAAAUGUGGAUCUCAGAUGCCUCUCUUUAAAUGUUAAGUGUUAGGAAAUAUAUAGCAUGACAACUUUAACAUUCAUUUUUACACUUUUAAUUGGAGCUCUUUUUGUGAUAGCUGCAUGAGGCAAGUUUUCCCUUUACACUGUCUAGAAGCCAUUAUGAUCCCAUCACCUAAAUAUCAGGUAUUCUGAUGGGUAUUGCUUAAAAAAAGAGAAAUAUUAGAUGCAGCAAUGGUAGAAAUGACAGUGUGUGUUCACCAUCAGUUUCACCAAAUGAUUGUUCCAUUCACUGUUUACACGAGCCACUUCUGCUACCUCCUGUGGACUUAUAUAGGACCUUAUUUGUGGUUUUUGAAAUCCGAAACGUUUCUUCAGAGUGACUCUGACCACAAACAGUUCAAGUGCAUUUCCAAAAAGGCUCUCAGCUUUUUAUUACUCAUUGCAACGUGCAAAAAGUUGUUUUUAUCCUGACUUUUUAAUGUGUGAUCAUUAAUGAUUUUCUCCUCUAAACAAACUCCAAAAAUUGCCUUUCCUCAUGGAAAUACCUGACGAACAAAUGGUGAAUGUAUUUUUUGUGCAAUUUUUAUCGUUGUGGAAUUACAGGGUGAUUGGUGCAAAUGCAAAACUAGAUUUUUAAUCAUUCUCAGGACCAAAAUCACAGCCAAAAUAUGUUUAUCGACUGUCCUGUGGCUUAAUUUAGUUUACUGUGUUUUAUCAUUAUUACUGUACAUAUGUUUAAUUCUGUACUGUAGGUCUGAUGAAACUCGCAGAUCAGGCAUAACCACAUCUUCAGAUUUCCUAAUAUCAAAACUACUCACUUCUAGGUGACUUCUUUUGUCUUUUUUUGUGCAUAUUAAGUAAUAUAAAAAAUGCACCGAGCCUUAUAUGGUAGCCCAAGCUGACAAAAUGAAUAAAAUAGAUAAAGCAAUGUCUACUAAGUAAUUAAAGUUUUAAAUUAAACAAAAAAGUAAACUAAAUCUUUGUUGAUUCAGUCAGAGAGAAACUUCCUGCUUGAUGAUCUGUGCCUCCUUCCUUGUAGCAAUAGUUGAAAAAUACAUUCCUGUUUUAAUAACAACUUUUAAAAAGCAGCUGGGAAUAAGAAAGUUAUGUGGUGCAUCAUUUUCAGGCUGCAAAUGGAAAACAGAAAAUUUGGAAUAAUCUUGACAUAUUACAAAAAGUGGGUGCACAGUGGAGUGGUGGUUAGCAUGCAUGCAUAUCAACAGUGGUAGACAAUGCACAAAAAUUAGAAUUUUAUCAUGUAGAUUUUCUAAAAGUUUGGAUGUAAGCUAAUUUAUGACUUUUACAAAUACCACACCAUGGACUGCAUUUGAUUUGGUCCAUUUUGUCAGAAUUUUAAUGAAAACAUUUCUUAAAUGAGUUUCUCUGUUAAAAUAUAAAUAGCAACAGGAAAGCAGUUUUAAAGCUUUUAAUGGUUUUAUUUAAUGUUUAUACAUUAUUUGCUUGUGCAAUUUGUUACAUAAUGUAUUUUUAAUUAGGCUAAAUUGGAACACUUUGGGCCACCUUACUUUAAAUGUCAUUGCCGAUGUUUGAAUGAGUGCACCUGAUGGACCAACCAUCCCUAACUUUUAGUUUGAAUGACAUAUGUUCUAAUUGGUAUGUGUAUUACUAAUUUGCAUAAGUAACUUUAUACAAUUUCUAAUUAAAAUGACCCAUGUGUGGACCUCUACACAUUAUUUGCUUCUCAUGAAGCAAAUGAUCUUUCUGAAGCUAAGCCUGGUCCACAAGUUUUAUUAGACACAUUUUACUGCUGUUUUGUCAACCUUACAAAGUAUUGUAUGUUGGCUGUUAAUACUUGAAAUGUGUGACUGUCUGCAUGCAUCAAAAAUGGAUCAAAACGUUGUUGAAAUUAAGUAAAACAGACGGGCUGCAACUGAAGAGUCUUAGAAAUUGUGGAAAUGACGCAGAAAAAUUAGAGCGAGGAAUGAAGAUGUCACAAAUAUCCUGCUGUUACUCUGAAGUGAGUAGUCAGGGGACUUUCUAGUCUGUAUGAGAAUGGUGCCAAUACCUCAAGCCAUGUCUGUGAGCUACUGGGAUGCCUGCAUGAUGUGUUCAAGUGCAUCAUUACUGUAUUUUGUACUGGCAAUAACAUUGCUACAAAAAAGAAAAAAAGGUCUCAUUUAUGGUAGAAUACACUCUGAGGAAUAAAAUCUUUACACUUGAAGCCUUGAAACUCAUUUGUUGUUUGUGCUUUUUAAAAUUUGAAAUCAUGUCUUAAAAUAAAUAAAUAAAUAAAAACCCA
Messenger RNA from Melanotaenia boesemani (Boeseman's rainbowfish), 3309 nucleotides. It is a transcript of the gene abracl, whose product is annotated as ABRA C-terminal like. The record is from RefSeq and is a predicted model, not a curated record. The transcript has 3 exons. Bases 110 to 355 code for a protein of 81 amino acids. Gene Ontology annotation, biological process: regulation of actin filament-based process. Lineage: Eukaryota; Metazoa; Chordata; Actinopteri; Atheriniformes; Melanotaeniidae.